AUGAAAAUACUUAUCAUCAUCGGUAGUCAAUCAGAUUUAACAACAGUUAAUAAAACAAAAGAAAGAUUAAAUGAAUUUGGGAUAGAAGCCGAAGUGAGAAUUGCUUCAGCUCAUCGUACUCCAUAUAAAACAGAGAGUUUGGUGAAACAAGCGGAAGAACAGGGACACGAAUUGAUUAUUGCUGCUGCAGGUUUAGCAGCUCAUUUGCCUGGAGUUUGUGCUGCCCACACCACUCUUCCAGUGAUUGGCAUUCCUGUAGAAAAUGGUCCCCUAAAAGGUGUUGACUCUCUCUAUUCGAUUGUAAUGAUGCCUCCAGGGGUUCCUGUGGCUUGUAUGGGAAUUGGGAGUAGUGGUGCAGAUAAUGCAGCUAUUUUCGCAACCCAAAUCCUGUCUUUAAAAUAUCCUGAAUUGAAAGAAGCAUUAAAAAAGUUUAAGGUGCAGAUGUCUGAAAAGGUAGAGAAAGCGGAUCAAUCCUUGUCUUAA
Messenger RNA from Ylistrum balloti, 483 nucleotides. Its product is annotated as N5-carboxyaminoimidazole ribonucleotide mutase-like. The transcript has a single exon. Lineage: Eukaryota; Metazoa; Mollusca; Bivalvia; Pectinida; Pectinidae. The record is from RefSeq and is a predicted model, not a curated record. Gene Ontology annotation, biological process: 'de novo' IMP biosynthetic process. The coding region runs from base 1 to 483 and encodes 160 amino acids.